AUCGUAGACCUCGAAGCAGUCGAAUAAUUUAGUAAUUACCAAUAUACAUACGCGAAACUAUCGCUUAGACACUAGGCUCGGACAAAGUUCGAUUCAGUCAUAACAAAGGGAACAGGCAAUGGAGAGUAAGGAAAGCUUAUCCGGGCCGUUUGUUGGUGCAAUCGAUGCGGGUACCACAUCAGUGCGAUUCAUUGUGUUCGAAGCUGGCACAGACAACAUCAUAUGUUACCAUCAGAUUGAAGUUCCUUCCAUUUAUCCAAAAGAGGGGUGGUGCGAGCAAGAUCCUAUCUUUAUAGUGAACACUGUCAAUGAAUGUAUCGCCGUCGCAUGCAAAAAAUUUACAGACCUCGGUGGGAGCAUAAAGGAUAUUGUCACUAUUGGCAUUACUAAUCAGCGAGAGUCGUCAGUGGUUUGGGACCGCACCACCGGAUUGCCCCUUGCAAAUGCGAUUAUUUGGUUAGAUAACAGGACCAGUACCACAGUAGAGGAGUUGCUUGAAACGAUACCAAACAGUGCGCGUGGUGCCAAAAUUAACUAUUUGCGUCCGCUUUGUGGAUUGCCGCUUUCGCCCUACUUUUCGGCGGUCAAGUUGCGGUGGUUGCGCGAUAAUGUUACGUCGAUAAGGAAAGCCAUGGAUAACGGUCAGGCCAUGUUUGGUACCAUUGAUACAUGGCUAAUGUACAAUCUUACCGGUGGAAAAAAUAGCGGCGUGCACAAAACGGAUGUGACGAAUGCCUCGCGUACAAUGCUCAUGAACAUAGAGACGCUGGAAUGGGAUCACAAUCUUCUCAAAUUUUUUGGUUUACCAAAGAGCAUCUUGCCGGAGAUUUGUUCGAGCUCUGAAUAUUUUGGCACCCUUGCUGAUGGUGUGCUACAGGGUACCAGCAUUACCGCGGAUCUGGGUGAUCAGCAGGCCGCACUUGUCGGACAACAAUGUUUUUCUAAAGGGCAGGCCAAAGCAACCUACGGCACUGGAUGUUUUUUGCUUUAUAAUACAGGCACUUCGAUUGUGAACUCCAAUGGGCUGCUGACGACUGUUGGUUACCAGCUAGGUCGCAAGGCUACCCCACAUUAUGCGUUGGAAGGCAGUGUCUCUAUUGCAGGUGCGGCUUUCAAUUGGCUGCGCGAUAACAUGGGCAUUAUACAAAAUACGGCACAAAUCGAGGCUAUGGCUAACAGUGUUUCCAAUGACGGCAAACCCUUGGACGUGUACUUUGUUCCAGCCUUUAAUGGGUUGUAUGCUCCGUAUUGGAACCAGGAUGCCCGCGGCGUCAUUUGUGGCCUCAGCGAAGAGACUACAUCCGAACACAUUGUUCGGGCAACAUUGGAAUCAAUUUGUUUCCAGGUGCGCGAUAUACUUGAUGCUAUGCACAAGGACUGCAAGAUACCUCUGUCCAAGCUGAUGGUGGACGGUGGCAUGACCGUGAACAAUUUGUUUCUGCAGAUACAAUCGGAUCUGGUGGGCAUUGAAGUGGUGCGUGCCAACAUAUCCGAAACGACUGCGCUGGGUGCUGCAAUGGCAGCAUACAAAGCAGUUGAUCAACGAUAUUCUAUAGAAUCGUCGCUUUCGAAUACAGCAGCUAGGGAGCCUAUCAAACCUUUAAUCAAUGGUACCGAGCGCAAUUUACGGUACCAAAAGUGGAAAAUGGCUAUUGACCGUUCGCUUAAUUGGGACACCUCCACGCUGCCUCAGGGCGAGCGUGAGUCCUUUGACGGCGCAUAAGGCAACCAGUAACAAUUAGUGGCAAUUUGUGAUUACGAACACAGUUUAUUUUAGUUGAUAUGUAAAUUAAUCCAAUUUGCUUAACAUGACCUAUGUAUCUAUCCUUCUUAAACUUCUGACAUUUCGGGUGAACUGCCAAUUAAAAUCUUGUCCGCCUGACCGGUUUUCUAACUGAACUGAGUCAUAAUGUGUUCUGUGUUAAUGACCAAAUGCGGUGUUUCUACAAUUACUUUCAAGUUAUCGUAUUGCAGUGAAAAAUGUUCGCUGUGCUGACAGGCACGAUAUCGAUUUUAAACAUUAUAUUAGGAGAGUCAUAAAAGACCAUAAUUUGAACCAAACUUUCAACCAAUCGACAAUAUUGUAAUCAGUACUUACCGUAUAAUAAACUGUACAUAAAGCAAAGUA
This is a messenger RNA of Scaptodrosophila lebanonensis, 2128 nucleotides long. RefSeq names its product glycerol kinase (gene Gk1). The coding region runs from base 119 to 1723 and encodes 534 amino acids. Lineage: Eukaryota; Metazoa; Arthropoda; Insecta; Diptera; Drosophilidae. The record is from RefSeq and is a predicted model, not a curated record. Gene Ontology annotation, biological process: triglyceride metabolic process; glycerol-3-phosphate biosynthetic process; glycerol metabolic process. The transcript is spliced from 3 exons. Gene Ontology annotation, cellular component: mitochondrion. Gene Ontology annotation, molecular function: glycerol kinase activity.